UCUGACUGUCAAGACCCGACAGACGCCGCUGACACGAGAUAAAGUUAAAGGCGAUCGGCGCGGCUGGGGGCAGAAUCCAGCCCGACGGAGAUGAAAAGCAGCUCCCAGCAGCAGCCGAGCUGAGAGCCAGGAGGCGGCGUUGGGGGAGACCAGCCUCUUGCAAAACAACGUAGGGGAAAGGGGGGAAAAAAACCCCACCAAUUCCAGGGGGCUUCUCUGCUCGGCGCCCGAGCCCGGACAGCGGCCCCGUCCCUCCGCCUCUGGCUCAGCCUUGCCGCGGGGCUCGGAUUUAGGGCCAGGGUGGAGGGGUCACUUGCGUUUGUUUAUCCGAAGGGGGUACAGGCCGCUGGUGGAGAAACCCCCUGCAGCUAGACAGAGGGGGGGGGCAAAUAACAACCCCCAGCCGCGCGGCCUGGGUCGGGGGGGGAGGAGGGCUGAGCAGGGGGGGCCCGAGCGGGUUUGGGGACGCCGCUGUCGAUGACUGCAGAGGUGCCGCAGGCUCCUUCCUCUCAGCCCCCUCCUCCCGCGGCGCUCGGCGGCUGCAGCCUCAUGUCCUCGGCGCUGGAGAAGCCGCAGCAGCAGCCGGGCUCGGCCAUGGAGUCCGCCUCCUCCGCCGCCGGCGGCACCCCGGCGGGCGGCGGCAAAGCCAAGAAGAGCAACGCCGGCAUCCGGCGGCCGGAGAAGCCCCCCUACUCCUACAUCGCCCUGAUCGUCAUGGCCAUCCAGAGCUCGCCGUCCAAGCGCCUGACGCUGAGCGAGAUCUACCAGUUCCUGCAGAGCCGCUUCCCCUUCUUCCGCGGCUCCUACCAGGGCUGGAAGAACUCGGUGCGCCACAACCUCUCGCUCAACGAGUGCUUCAUCAAGCUGCCCAAGGGGCUGGGCCGCCCGGGCAAGGGCCACUACUGGACCAUCGACCCGGCCAGCGAGUUCAUGUUCGAGGAAGGCUCCUUCCGCAGGAGACCCCGCGGCUUCAGGAGGAAAUGCCAAGCCCUCAAGCCCAUGUACAGCAUGAUGAACAGCCUGGGCUUCAACCACCUCUCCCCGGAGAGCUACAGCUUCCAGGGCUCGGCCGGGGGCCUCUCCUGCGGCCCCAGCAGCCUGGCCCUGGACGGGGGCCUGGGCAUGAUGAACGGGCACUUGCCCAGCAACGUGGACAGCAUGGGCCUGGCGGGACACUCCGUGCCCCACCUGCCCGCCAACGGCGGGCACUCCUACAUGGGCAGCUGCACCGGCUCCUCCGGGGGCGACUACCCGCACCACGAGAGCUCCGUGCCGGCCUCCCCGCUGCUGGCCAGCGGCGGGGUGAUGGAGCCCCACUCGGUCUACUCCAGCUCGGCCUCGCCGUGGGCCCCUUCGGCCUCGGCCGCCUUGAACAGCGGGGCGCCCUACAUCAAGCAGCAGUCCUUGUCCCCCUGCAACCCCGCGGCCAACCCGCUCUCCUCCGGCCUCUCCACGCACUCGCUGGACCAGUCCUACCUUCACCAGAACGGCCACAACGCCGCAGAGCUGCAAGGAAUCCCGCGAUAUCAUUCCCAGUCUCCAAGCAUGUGUGACAGGAAAGAAUUCGUCUUCUCUUUCAACGCAAUGGCCUCUUCCUCGAUGCAUUCAGCAGGGAGUGGAUCUUACUAUCAUCAGCAAGUGACAUACCAAGACAUCAAGCCCUGUGUUAUGUGAUACCAGGCAAAGAAGCCAACUUUUGGGGACACCCCCCCCCCAAUCAUGACACAAAGAAAACUUUCUAUGUGGAAGGGACUUCCCAAAAGACCCUCUGUGCUAAAGGGACAUCCAAAUAACUAGACUGAUUUUACUCUGGAGGUAUAUAAGCCAUCCGCAGAAGCCUGGCGUUUGGGAACAUUUUGAAACGAAUUAACACUAAGCUAAAGAAGCAGGGAUGCACGGUGCCUUUUUGGAAAGGGUAAAGUGAACACGGGGUGCUGUCUCUUUCCUUCGUUUGUAGCAUCGCUCGGGGGCUGUGAUCUGACUAAGUUUCCAAGAAUCACGUGUCUGUUUCAUUACUAAAACGAGCUCUUAUUUUUUAUUGAUGGGGUGGGGAAAAAAUCCAAAAUUGUAUUUUUUUUUAAACAUGAGUGUUAAAAAAACAAACCAAAAAAACAACCACCCGGAAACAAUGACAUGAAAGCGAUCGGGAAGGGUUUGCUUGGACCAGAACUCUAGCCACAAUGAGCUUUAAAAGGAGAAUGGAAAUCGUUUGGAAAUGACGGUCUGGUUGAGAUGUGUAACUGAAGGGUUAAGGAAUUGCUUGGAAUCUUCUUCAGAACACAGAUGGGAUUUCUGGCCAUGGGCUCUUCCAACCCCUCACUGCCUUAAAAAAAGAAAAAAAGAAAAGAAAAGGGAAAA
This is a messenger RNA of Chelonia mydas (Green sea turtle), 2358 nucleotides long. It is a transcript of the gene FOXF1, whose product is annotated as forkhead box F1. The record is from RefSeq and is a predicted model, not a curated record. The transcript is spliced from 2 exons. Gene Ontology annotation, biological process: animal organ morphogenesis; regulation of transcription by RNA polymerase II. Gene Ontology annotation, molecular function: DNA-binding transcription factor activity, RNA polymerase II-specific; RNA polymerase II cis-regulatory region sequence-specific DNA binding. Lineage: Eukaryota; Metazoa; Chordata; Testudines; Cheloniidae. The coding region runs from base 478 to 1674 and encodes 398 amino acids. Gene Ontology annotation, cellular component: nucleus.